AUGACGAGCGGAUCCUAUACCAACGGCCAGAAUGGCAUCAAUGGUUCUAACGGAACUGGGAGCAAGUCGCUGACAAAUUACAUCGCGUUUCAAGUCGACGGCUCUGCGAGAAAAUCCAUCGGCCAUUACGAUCUCGAGAACAACACUGUUCAGCCACUUGCUUUCGGCUCUGGUACAUUGCUCGAGGACCUCUAUCAAGUCAUUCAGGUUGGAGAAUCCAGCAUCAUUCCCUCGGGAGAUAGUGUGCCUGCCUCUCACGUCAGAAUUCUGCCACCACUCAGUGGCCGAGAUGUACUAUGCGUAGGCAAGAACUACGCUGAGCAUGCCAAAGAGUUCAACGGUUCCGGGUUCGACAGCUCCGACAAGGUCGAUCAGCCCACCCAUCCUGUCAUCUUCACUAAACGAUUCACCUCGAUCAUUGGGGCCGGUCAAGACAUCUACCCUCAUCCUGAUUUCACAAAGACCAUCGACUAUGAGGGUGAAAUUGGCGUCAUCAUCGGUAAAGCAGGCCACCAGAUCUCCGAGGAGAACGCCAUGCAACACGUCUGGGGUUACACUAUCAUUAACGACAUGACCGCUCGUGAAAGGCAGCGUGAUCACAAGCAAUUCUACAUCGGAAAGUCACCGGACACCUUCUGUCCGAUGGUACGUACGCAGACUUGCCCCGUCAAAAGAGAACACAUUGCUGAUUCAAUCGAANNGGGACCGAUCGCUGUGCCAGCAGACAAGCUCAACACAGUCUUGCGCGUGCAGACCAGAGUCAAUGGUGAAUUGAGGCAGGAUGCUACAACGGACGAUUUGAUCUUCAGCAUUCCUUUCCUAAUCAAAACCAUGUCAGAGGGUCAGACACUUAUCCCUGGAGAUGUAUUGGCGACAGGCACCCCUGCUGGAGUCGGAAUUGGCAGAAAGCCUCCAACGUAUCUGACUUCUGGUGACGAGGUCGAAGUGUCAGUGACUGGAUUAGGAUCUCUCAAGAACCGCAUCGGCAGCAGCAUAUCGGAAUACCCUGCCUCUACUGCCCUUCAGAAUAUGGGCAGAGUUCCUUCCUUCAACCUCAAGGCCGUUGAUUCGACUGGCUUGACCAAUAUCAACGACAAGUUGCUGUACUAUCGCCAACAAGGCGAGUCUUCUUCACAUGAUGCAGUAUUCAUCCAUGGAUUGGGUGGUACGUCAGAGUAUUGGACACCAUUGGUGAACGCCGUUGGUCUGUCCCAGACCCACAACCUGCAUUUCUUUGAUCUUGAAGGUCACGGGCUGUCUCCUACCUCCGCCUCCAGCAAGCUUAGCAUCGAAUCUUUUGCGGAAGAUCUCAAGGGUGUAUUCACUCAUGCGGGUAUUUCUUCGGGAGCUACUCUAUUUGCACACUCGAUGGGCUGCCUCGUGGCAGUUAGAUUUGUCCUGGACAAUCCAGAACUAGUCAAGAAACUCAUCCUCGUCGGCCCACCACCCUCGCCCCUGCCAGCUGCUGCCAGCACAAAUUCGCACNNGCGCGCUCACCUCGUUCGCACCCAGGGCAUGUCUGCUGUUGCCGAAACCAUCGUCGCCGCAGGCCUCUCCUCCAAGACCAAAUCUCUCAAUCCCCUGGCCGUCACUGCUACUAAACUCUCACUGCUCGGUCAAGACCCCGAGGGCUAUGCCAAAGCAUGCUCCGCUCUUGCUAACGCAACCACGAAGCUCGACUUUGCUUCUAUCAAGCCACAAACUCUGAUCAUCACUGGCACAGAGGAUAAGGUGUCACCACCAAAGUUGUGUGAGGAAUACGUGGCAUCGCUUCCCAAGGGCAGUUCGGUCGAAAUCUUGCAAGAUGUGGGCCACUGGCACGUGUUUGAAGAUGUUGAUGGUGUUAGACGCGCCGUGUCCGGAUUCUUUUGA
Aureobasidium musti is the source of this 1872-nucleotide messenger RNA. NCBI's taxonomy places the organism in Eukaryota, Fungi, Ascomycota, Dothideomycetes, Dothideales, Saccotheciaceae. The record is from the annotation of a GenBank genome assembly.